This is a messenger RNA of Triticum dicoccoides, 4088 nucleotides long. RefSeq lists its product as uncharacterized. The transcript has 2 exons. The record is from RefSeq and is a predicted model, not a curated record. Bases 872 to 1921 code for a protein of 349 amino acids. Lineage: Eukaryota; Viridiplantae; Streptophyta; Magnoliopsida; Poales; Poaceae.
GAGCAUCCAACGCACGCUUCACAACACAUGCACCACCAUCCGGCAAAACCACGCAGAAAUGGCUCCCGUACUGUGGUGCUCCCCGGCCGAGCAGAGGUGACGAGUGCCAAAUGCGUUCUCCCAAGCAACCGGCGAAGCUCGCCAUGCUUUUACUGCUGGUAUUGCUGCUGCUCUGUGACGGAGUUGGCAACGUCCAUUGCGCAAGGAUCCACGAGAAAAGCGCCGAUCUGCACGCUCUGCUCGACUUCACCUUGAGUAACUGGAGUACCAAAGGCCACUUCUGUCACUGGAAUGGUGUCACAUGCACCACGACACCACCAUUCUGUGUCUCGUCACUUCUUCUCGCUAGCCAAAACUUGGCAGGCCAAAUUAGCUCCUCUCUAGGAAACCUAACUUCCCUCACACAGCUUCACCUUUCGGGGAACUACUUUGUUGGCCCCUUAGGCCAACUCCACCGCGCCACCCCAUCCUGUCUGGCCCUGUCCGUUUGGGACAAAAGGGAUAAAGGAGGCGGUCCAAUGCGCGAGGUCCCGGACCCAUCUUGUCCAUUUUGUAUCCGGGCCGACCCAUUUCGAGCGCAAACUUGCGCCGGGUUUGAGUCACGGCAGACACCAAACGGACGCGCGCCUCGUCCGCUUCGGGGCCGCGUGACAGGCGGUCACCUACCUCCCACUCGCCCACAUCAAUGCGCACGAGGGGGCGGCCUCACCUGUUAUCCGCAUGUCGAACGGUCGCCGUCCUUCUUUAAGUGGGAAGCGUGGACGGGUCGUCGUCCACACUGCCCCACGCCACCCAGCGGCCUCCUCGAACCCUGACAGCGCCGAACCCUAGCCUUCCUUUGUCCUCGAGCUCGCCGGCCGCCCACCUCGCCAUGGGCUUCUGGAACGGCAAGGGCAAGCACGACCGCGAGGCCGGCUCCUCCUCGGGGCGCCGCCGCGGAUCCGUGAAGAAGGAGGAGCCCGCGUCUCCGCCGCGCUCCUCCCGUCGAGCCCCCGCGUCACCGCCGCGCUCCUCCCGUCGAGCCCCCGCGCCGGCCCCCUUCACCAUUGCCCAUAGGCCCUCCGGCGAGCGCGACCGGCAGUACAUCUGCGCGGACGUGUGCCGGAGGUACUGGGAGAUGAGGAUGCCGGUCCGGUGGAGCGACGCCCACCUCCCCAACGGGUGGCACCUCUUCGCGGACCGGGUCCCCAUCCCGCCAGUGCUGGCGACCGGCCGUGCACGGCGCGAUGAGAUCAACCGCCGCCGCCGCCUCCUCCCCGACGACCUGUACUACGACCACGGGUAUGCCCCCGACUCCCCGCUCUGGGGCACAUGGCUCCAGGACGAGCACGACACGCGCCGCGCGUCCUAUUUCGCCGGCACCGUGUCGGGGCCGCGGAGGCCACGUGCAGAGCCGCGCGGGCGUACGCGGGUGCGCGGCCUGACGCCCACGCCGUCGCCUUCCCCGUCUCCGUCGCCCCCUCCCCCUCCUCGCAUGAUAGAGGAGGAGGAGGCCCGUCUCCUACAGCGUGUCAUGGCGGACUCCAUGAACACGCACGACGAGCGGCAGUGGGACGGCCUGGAGGAGGCCAUGGCCCUCUCUGCCGCCGGGGACGUCGCCUUCCCGGAGCUGCAGCUGGCGGCCGUCACGGCGGCCGUCACGGAGGAGCCGAUGGAGGAGGACCCGCCCGCGUUCGAGCAGCUCCUGGGCCAGGGGUGGGGCUGGUCCUGCACUGCGCUGGAGAUGGCCGCCGACCUGGGCGUGAACUGGUGCCCCACUCCGCCGCGGUCACCUGAGCGGGAGGCGUCACCGCGGGAGGAGGUGGUGCAGGCACCUCCGGCCGUCCAGCCCGGCCCCGUCUACCACGCACCGCCGCCCCACCUCUGGACGCCGCCUGAGUACGUCGACCUCGUCAGCGACGACGACACCGGCGGCCAGUGAAGACGGCGACGGCCACGGCACCGACGGGCGCGGCCGUUUUUUUUCUUAUUAUGUUAAUUAUGAAUUUGGGCCUUUUAAGUGGCCGUUGAAACUGGGCCGUUUUGUGGCCAACCCAUAUAUAUGUUUUAUGUUUUUUUUAAAUGCGCUUAUUUGCUUUUUUAGUUAUUUCAUUAAUUUUUUUAUUUCUGUCCACCCCGGACACGAUUUGGGGUGCGGCCGCGCGGUGGGCGCACGCACGAUCCAACGGACACGGCCGGACACGGGCGAACCCAUCGGCGCCCCAAAGGGACAAAUUCGGGCCAAUCCGAACGUCUGUUUGAGGUCGCGCGGUGGAGUUGGCCUUACCUGUCCUUGGCCAUCUCCAACAACUGCAGACACUUUAUCUGAGCAACAACCAAUUAAGUGGGACAAUUCCUGAUUCACUUACCAACUGUUCCAACUUGACCAACUUAGAUCUCUCUGUAAACUCGCUAGCGAGUGUAAUUCCACCAAAAUUAGACUUGCUUUCACAUCUGUCCUACUUAAACCUCUCCAGAAACUCCCUCGAGGGUGUAAUCCCUACGAAAGUGGGCCUCCUUUCAGAUCUGUCCUACAUAGAUCUCUCUGUAAACUUGCUAGUGGGUCAAAUUCCUCCAAAACUAAACUGCCUUUCAGAACUGAUCUACUUGGAUUUCUCUGUAAAUUUGCUAGUAGGUCAAAUUCCUCCGAGUUUAGGCUUUCUUCCUAAUCUAGCAUAUAUCUAUCUUCGAUCGAAUCAACUCGAGGGGAGCAUUCCUAAACUUGGGCAAUUGCCACAAUUGCAAGAGCUGCUCCUGGGCAACAAUAAGCUUUCAGGUGAACUCCCACACGCCAUCUUGAAUUCUUCGCUUUCGCUCCAAAUUUUAGGCUUGGAAUUCAAUAUGCUAAGCAAUGCAUUGCCACCUAAUAUUGGCGACCGUCUGCCUAGUCUCAUUCAACUUAACUUGGCCGGUAACCUGUUUGAAGGUAACAUCCCAGCUUCCCUAGGCAAUGCUCAAGGUCUAAAAUUGAUAGAUUUAUCAAAUAACAGUUUCAUUGGGAAAAUUCCUACUUCUUUUGGAAAGCUUUCAAAACUGACUAGGCUAAACCUUGAGCAUAACCAGCUUGAAUCAAGGGACAACCGAGACUGGGAGUUCGUAAAUGCAUUGAGAAAUUGUCGAUCUCUAAAUAUACUAUCACUUUCUUACAAUCCGCUGCAGGGAUCUAUUCCCCAGUCCAUUGGUGACCUAUCCCCCAGCCUUGAGACCCUCGUGCUGCUUGGAAACAACUUAUCAGGACAAGUACCCCAGAGCAUCAGAAAACUUAGUGCCUUAGCUAAACUGUCACUAGGUGAAAAUAAUUUAGGUGGUACAAUUGAAGGAUGGCUUGGUGACCUAAAAGGCCUUGCAGUAUUAUAUCUCUAGUCAAACAGGUUCACCGGACUAAUCCCAUCCUCUAUUGGCAAUCUUACUAAAUUGACAUAUCUGUAUAUAGGUGAAAAUGAGUUCAAGGGCCACAUACCGGCGAGCAUGGGAAACCUUCCACUCUUACAACUACACCUUGGUGAUAACAGUUUCCAAGGGUAUAUACCACCGGCACCGAGCUUUGUAAACCUUCAACAACUAACAUCAUUAAACCUCAGCCACAACAAUUUCCAAGGUGACAUACCUCAGAUUAGUAACCUUAUUAAUCAUCUCAUUAGUUUGGAUCUUUCAUCAAAUAAGCUUACAGGGAAAAUUCCUGAUUCUUUGGGCAAAUGUUACGGCUUAGAGAGUCUGCAAAUCGACCAAAACUUUCUUACAGGAAACAUACCAUCAAAUUUUGGUAACCCAACGUUGCUGAGUAUGCUGAAUCUUUCACACAACAACUUGUUACGCACCAUCCCAUUAACUCCAAACAGACUAGAGGCUAACAGUCUUGAUCUUUCGUAUAAUCAUCUUAAAGGAGAAAUACCCAGAAAUGGACUAUUCGAAAAUUCUACAGCUGUUUCACUUGUGGGUAAUUGGAGGCUUUGUGGAGGUUCCAUGGAUCUUCAUAUGCCCAUGUGUCCCGCUGUUUCUCGGAGGUCAGAGACACAAUACUAUUUGGUCAGAGCAUUGAUUCCAUUAUUUGGCUUUGCGUCACUUGUAAUGUUGACUUACAUUAUAUUCUUUGGGAAGAAGACGUCAAG